Messenger RNA from Cladophialophora carrionii CBS 160.54, 2790 nucleotides. RefSeq lists its product as uncharacterized. Lineage: Eukaryota; Fungi; Ascomycota; Eurotiomycetes; Chaetothyriales; Herpotrichiellaceae. The coding region runs from base 1 to 2790 and encodes 929 amino acids. The record is from RefSeq and is a predicted model, not a curated record. The transcript has a single exon. Gene Ontology annotation, cellular component: Noc4p-Nop14p complex; nucleolus; small-subunit processome. Gene Ontology annotation, biological process: maturation of SSU-rRNA.
AUGGCGCCGUCGCAGCUCAAGCAAUUGAAAGCGUCGCUGCGAGAGAACGGCGUCCUCGGCCCUCAAAAAUCCAAGAAACAACGAAAAUCGGCCGGCAAAGAUGCGCAGAAACGGGCGCAGCGCAAUGCCGCCCUCGACGACAUUCGAGAGCGAUUCAAUCCUUUCGAGGUCAAGGCGCCUGCGCGGAAAGCGAAGUACGACUUCGUUAAUGGCAAGAAUGUGAAACCGGCCGUUGGCCGACCGGGCGUUACCCGAGGACUGGGAGAGGAACGACGGAGAGAGACACUGUUGAAAGAGAUGCAGAGGCGGAAUAAGGUCGGCGGGAUGCUUGACCGACGGUUCGGAGAAGACGAUCCGACCAUGACGCCGGAGCAAAGGGCAGCUGAGCGGUUUGCGCGGCAGAACGAGCGCAAGAUGAAGAAGACUUCCAUGUUCAAUCUCGAGGACGACAGCGAGGAGGAGAUGACACUCACACAUGGUGGAAGAUCGCUCGAUUUCGGCAGUGGCGUGAAGGAUGAUUUCGACGAGGAUGACGUGGACGAUGAAGAGGAUGCAGACACAGACGGCGAGUUCGAUCCGCAGGACGACCGGCCGCGUAAACGGGCACGGGUCGAGGGUGAAGAUGAACCUGACGAAGAAGCGGACGAAGAGGCACCACAGCGGAAGAAGACAAAAGAUGAAGUCAUGAAGGAGAUCAUCGCCAAAUCCAAAAUGUACAAAGCCGAGAGACAGGCUGCGAAAGAGGACGAUGACGAUCUCCGUGCUGAACUCGACAAGGGCAUGUCUGACUUUUAUGCAGCCUUGCAAGGCCAGAAGGUACCGGAACAGCGACCUGCGCCCGUGUCACCAGCUGCAGUGGCCGAGCCGCACAUGGAUCCCUCACGGGCCGCUAUGUUGGCGGGCAAAACCAGGGAGGACGCGGAGAAGGACUACGAAGCAAACCUGCGGCAGCUAAAGCUGGAGGCUCGAUCCAAACCCAGCGUACGGACCAAAACCGAAGAAGAAAAGGCCGCCGAAGAGGCCGCACGCCUCGAAGAGCUGGAACGAAAGAGAGUCCGGCGAAUGAAGGGCGAGGCGGAGAGUUCGGAAGACGAGGAGGAGAGCGACCAAGCCGUCGAGCCCGGACCGGAUGAGGACAUUGAUAUCGACGAUGCGGAAGCCUUUGGAUUAGCCGCUCCAGAAGCCACAUCUGCUCCAAGAAGAGAACUUGAUGUGGAAGACGAAGAUGAGUUUGUCCUUGACGACGACUUGAUUGCUUCUGGAUCGGACGCUGAUCUGGCAAGCGAGCAAGCCGACGAAGAGUCUGACUCUGAAUCCGAGGAUGAGCCCGAGGACGACGGUGACGACGACUUCAUCAACGGCCUGGCCUUGCCGCAAGAAACAGAAGCAGAAAGACGUACAGCUUCGAAGACGACAAAGUCGGCUCCGACAAGCCCCAACCUCGCCUACACUUUUCCUUGCCCUCAGACUCACGAGCAAUUCCUCGAACUUACCAAGGAAACCAAGACGACGGACCUGCCAACGAUUGUUCAGAGGAUCCGCGCCCUCUACCACAAAGGCCUUGCCGCAGGAAAUCAGGACAAGCUCGAUACAUUCGCGGUCGUGUUGACGCAGCAUGUCGCCCACUUGGCCGACAACGACGGGACAGUCCCCUUUUCGGUUCUAGAAAGCUUGAUCCGGCAUCUACAUUCAAUGGCCAAAUCCUCACCCGAACCAGUGAGUGCUGCCUUCCGGGAGCAUCUCCAGGUGAUAUCUGCCGAACGACCGCUUCGACUCUCCGCAGGCGACCUCGUCGUGUUGACUGGGGUGUCGACGAUCUUCCCAACGUCAGAUCACUUCCACUCGGUGGUGACGCCGGCGAUGCUGACCCUGGCGCGAUACCUUGGCCAAAGCGCCGUCCAGUCGCGGCAAGAUCUCGGCGUUGGUGCCUACUGCUGUACGCUCGCCCUGCGAUAUCAGCGGCUGGCAAAGCGGUACGUGCCCGAAGUGGUCACAUACAUAACCAACGCGCUCGGCAUCCUCUCACCCACACCACUGCCUCAGCAAGACAAGGACGGCAAACCACUUAACGUCCCCAUCAGGCUGCCUUUGGGAUCUGCGUCUCUGCGCAUCCAAACCACAUCAGCAGCGGGAGGUGUUGUCGCCACACCGGAGAAACUCUCUUUCAAAGCUCUCAUCAUGAGUCAUGGUAACGACGACGAAGACGACGACGCCCAGUCCCUGAUUCUUCUCAACACAUUCAUCAGGCUGGCAACACAGGCCGCACAGCUAUGGUCCCAGAAGUCUGCCCUCCCAGAACUCAUGCAUCCGCUCAUCCACGCAUUGACGCACCUUUCGUCACGCAGCAACGGCAGCUCGCUUCCCUCACAGACCCUCUCUCUCGCCUCAGCCGCGCUCUCCACCCUCUCCGGCAUGCGUGACGCAUUCAUCCAGACCCGCCGGCCUCUCCUCCUGCAUGCCCACCGGCCUCUCGCCAUCAAGACCUCGAUCCCGCAGUACAUUGAGAAUUACAACCCAGACAGGCACUACGAUCCGGAUCGCCAGCGCGCGACGCUCGCGAAACUGAAGGCCGAGCACAAGAAGGAACGGAAGGGCGCGAUGCGCGAACUCAGGAAGGACGCGAGUUUCAUGGCGCGCGAGCAGUUGAGGGAGAAGAAGGAACGGGAUACCGCCUACGAGAGGAAGUAUAAGCGGUUGGUGGCGGAGAUUCAGGGCGAAGAGGGGCGAGAACAAAGGGGGUAUGAGAGGGAAAGGGAGAGGGCGAGGAGAAAGAGCAAAACCAAGGGCUAG